AGACAGCAAAGCGCUUCCUGAGUUCGGGGGUCGGCGGAAGAUGGCGGCUGCCACCGGGAGCUGGUACUUGUGCGAAUUGCUGAGGUUAUUUUGUUCAUUAUUCUUCCCUGGGCUAAUUGUAUGUGGAACUUUAUGUGUGUGUUUGGUCAUUCUCCUCUGUGGAAUCAGGCAACUGCUACAGAAAAAGAAAAAGUCAGCAUCGACUAGCAAAGAUGGGACAAGUCAGAAAGUGAUUGCGUUCUUUCAUCCAUACUGUAAUGCCGGCGGUGGAGGAGAAAGAGUUUUAUGGUGUGCUUUAAGAGCUCUGCAGAAAAAGUAUCCUGGAGCCAUUUAUGUGGUUUAUACUGGUGAUACUAAUGUCAGUGGUCAGCAGAUACUAGAAGGUGCUUUCAGAAGAUUUAACAUCAAAUUAAUUCACCCAGUGAAGUUUGUCUUCUUAAAGAAACGCUAUCUUGUAGAAGAUUCACUUUACCCUCACUUCACAUUACUGGGCCAAAGCCUUGGAUCCAUUUUGCUUGGCUGGGAGGCCCUGCUGCAGUGUGUUCCUGAUAUUUACAUUGAUUCAAUGGGAUACGCUUUCACACUUCCUCUGUUUAAAUAUUUAGGUGGCUGCCACGUUGGAAGCUAUGUUCAUUACCCUACUAUAAGUACUGACAUGCUCUCUGUAGUGAAGAAUCAAAAUGUUGGGUUUAAUAAUGCAGCCUUCAUUACUAGAAACCCUUUCCUCAGCAAACUCAAGCUCAUCUAUUACUACUUAUUUGCUUUUGUUUAUGGGCUUGUUGGUUCCUGCAGUGACAUAGUCAUGGUCAAUUCUUCUUGGACACUGAACCAUAUCCUCUUGCUUUGGAAGACUGGGGACUGCACUAACAUUGUUUAUCCACCUUGUGAUGUGAAAACAUUUCUGGACAUUCCAUUACAUGAAAAAAAGAUGGCCUCGGGACAUUUACUGGUUUCUAUUGGCCAAUUCAGACCUGAAAAGAAUCAUGCUUUACAGAUCAAAGCCUUUGCCAAAUUGCUAAGUAAGAAGGUGGCUAAGUCAUUUCCUUCUCUUAAGCUUAUCCUUAUUGGAGGCUGUCGUAACCAAGAUGAUGAAUUUAGGGUAGACCAACUGAGAAAACUUUCUGAAGAUCUGGGUGUUCAAGAACAUGUGGAAUUUAGAAUAAACAUUCCCUUUGAGGAGUUGAAGAAUUAUUUGUCUAAAGCAACUAUUGGUCUGCACACGAUGUGGAAUGAGCAUUUUGGGAUUGGAGUUGUUGAGUGUAUGGCAGCUGGCACAAUUAUCCUCGCACACAAUUCAGGGGGCCCAAAGCUUGACAUUGUGGUUCCCCACGAAGGAGAUAUCACUGGAUUUCUGGCUGAAAGUGAAGAAGGCUAUGCUGACGCUAUGGCUCAGAUUCUUUCUAUGUCAACUGAAAAGAGACUCCAAAUCAGAAGCAAUGCUCGUGCCUCAAUAAGCAGAUUCUCAGAUCAGGAGUUUGAAGUAGCAUUCCUGUCAUCUGUGGAGAAAUUAUUCCAGAAAUGCCAUGUCUGUACAAAUUAAAGAUUUUAUAUAUAUAUAUAUAUAUAUAUAUAUAUAAAACAUGGUUAAUUACCUUCAUACCUUAAUGUUUUUCUAAACUCCUUCCCUGGUGUUACAAAGUCAACCUAAACAGUGUUCUGAGUAUUAUGAAUAUAGGUAAAUUAUUUAUGUUAAUGGAAAAAAAAAAGGUAGAAUCACCUAAAUGGUAAAAGGAAUCUUACAUAAUUUAAAUGUAAAAUAUUUAGAGUAGCUUGGUCCUGGAGAUGACACAGUGGCUAGAGUGCUAGACUUAAAAGCAUGGGGUCCUAAGUUCAGUCCCUGGCAUUGCAUGUACUAGAAUGUUGUAUCUCUCUCUCUCUGUCCUGUUAAUAUGUAUAUAUUAGCCUUGUGUUUUUGUGGUUUUUUGUUUGUUUGUUUAUUUCUUUGGUUUUUUACCAGAGCACUGAUCAGCUCUGGUUUAUGGUGGUGCAGGGGAUUGAACCUGGCACUUUGGAGCUUCAGCCAUGAGAGUCUCUUUGCAUAACUAUUAUGCUAUCUAUCCAUGCCAUAUAUAUAUGGAUUAGUUUUGGUCUAAAAUUCUGAAAAAUAUAGAUCUAAAGGGAAAGUAAUAAUUUUUUUAAUAGAUUUUAUUGUUUUUAUUUGUUAGGAAAGAGAAAGUGAAAGGGGGGAGAGAGUAUGUGUGGGAGAAAGAGAGACUCCUACAGCACUGCUUCACCACUUGUGAAGCUUCCCCCACUGCAGUUGUAGACUGGGACUUGAACCCAAGAAUUCAUGUUUUUCAAAUGCUAUUUGUACUUUUUUUUUUUUUUUUUUUUAAACCAGAGCACUGCUCAGCUCUGGCUUAUGGCAGUGUGGGGGAUUGAACCUGGGACUUGAGAGCCUCAGGCAUGAAAGUCUCUUUGUAUAACCAUUAUGCUAUACCCCCACCCUUGUCCUAUCUUUUUACUUUAGUAACCAGGAAAGAAAAUUUUCUUUUAACCUAAAGGAAGUGUUUAAUUGGUAAUCCAUUAGUACUUUAGAAUUGUUUUGACCUACUAAAGACAGAAAAAUUCAGGUGCAUUUAAAUUCUAAACAAUAUUGUAAAUGGCCUUUGUUUUUUCCAGGGCUCAAACCCAGUAGAAUAUACCUUACUAUUGUUUUAAAAGGAAAAUGAAACUUUAAGCAGGUUUAAUCAUGUUCUCAAACUUUGAUCAAAAGAUUGAUUCUGAUUCUCUGUGGACGUAUGUAGAAGCUUAAGGUACUUUUAGUAUUUGAGAAGUAGUUCUUUGUUUAUUGCUAUCAGUACAUUUGCACUCGGCUUCUCAUUAUUCCUUAACAUUUCCUUAUAUUGGAGGAUGGAAGUUAGUUUCAUUUUUGUCAUUUUUUUUUUUAGUCAAAUUUUAUUGGUUUAUAUCAACAUAGCUUUAUGUUAGAUGAUUCAAUUUAGAGAAGACUGGUAGAAACUGGAGCUAAGGACCCCACAAAUUCUUUCAUAUGGUUUUGUUUUCAACUUUACAGACAAGAACAAAUCAAAGAACUCGGAUUCCUUCAGUGUCACAAAGCUGUUUAAAUGGGUGUGGGGACUCCCAGCCCAGUGUUUUUUUCUUACCAGAAAGCUAGUCUUUGCUCACUUGUCCUACUCAUCUAACUAAAGAAAAGCAUGGGAUUAGUUAAAAAAUUGAAAUGGACAGAAUAAAAGCAGAGUAUUAGUAAAGGAAGCAGAAUCUUGGAAUUCCAUACACCAUUUUUAAAGUUGGUUUCUUAAAUAUUUUCAUAAUUUACAUCUAUGUCUACUUUCAUUGUUGCUAAUGUGUUGUAUGUUAUAUGUAUGUUUUCUUAAUGACUAGUGCCAUGAAAAGUAUGCCAAUAAUGUGUCAGCUACUGUCUGUAUGGACUUCUGUUGAGUAACUAUUAUAAGACAUUGCCUGGGGAUCAGGGACAGGUGUGGAUUAGUUUGGGGCAAACAGAAUUGUAUGCCUGAGGAUCUGAAGUCCCAGGUUUGAUCCCCCCACUACUAUAAGCUGAGCAAUGCUCUGGUUAAAAAACAAGUAAGGGCUAGGGAGAAAGCAUAAUGAGUAUGUAAAUAGACUUAUGCCUGAGGCGCCAAGUGUCCCAGGUUCAAUCCCCAAUCACCAUUAACCAAAGUUGAGCAAUGCUCUGGUAAAGAUAAGCAGACAUUGCCUUUCAGGGAUCCGAAUACACUAUGCUUUGGACUCACAACAGUGGUGAUUCACAUUCUUAAUUCCAGUUGUACAUACUAAAUACAUAGGAGAAAAAGAAAGGAAUUGUUCCACUACUAGGAAGUUACAUGUUCUUUGUAAUCUAUUUCCACCUAAAUAUGAUUUAGAUUUAAUUAAUGCAAAAUAUUUGUAUCUAAAUAAAUGUUUUGCAUUAUCUUGAAUUCUUUUCCUAGUAGGGUGCCUUUAAUAAACAUCCAUUUUCCCAA
Molecule: messenger RNA, 3944 nt
Organism: Erinaceus europaeus (western European hedgehog)
Lineage: Eukaryota; Metazoa; Chordata; Mammalia; Eulipotyphla; Erinaceidae
Gene: ALG11
Product: ALG11 alpha-1,2-mannosyltransferase
Exons: 4
Coding region: 41-1540 (499 amino acids)
Biological process (GO): protein N-linked glycosylation
Cellular component (GO): endoplasmic reticulum membrane
Molecular function (GO): GDP-Man:Man(3)GlcNAc(2)-PP-Dol alpha-1,2-mannosyltransferase activity
Source: RefSeq, a predicted model, not a curated record